Molecule: messenger RNA, 627 nt
Organism: Aspergillus lentulus
Lineage: Eukaryota; Fungi; Ascomycota; Eurotiomycetes; Eurotiales; Aspergillaceae
Source: RefSeq, a predicted model, not a curated record
AUGCACUUCACAAAUCACCUCCUCGCCCUCCUACCCAUUUUAGCUCGGUCACUCGCCUCCUCAACUACAGCCCGCAUCUGGGCCGAAUUCUUCCCCUCCUGUCCCAUCAACCGCAUCCACCCAGCCUCAGCCCCAGACCACCUUCCCCACGAGGAGUUCAUCUCAGCGCUCAAUAUCUCCCCGGGGACCUGCACGAAUAUCUUCGUGCCGCUCUCGUACGGCCGCGAGGUAACGCACAUGUCCUUCGACGCGGAAGUCAAAGUCGAAGGCACCAGACCCGAAAAGUGCAGAAUUGCCAUACACGAAGUCCCCGGAUGCGUCGACCCGCCUCUCCUCGAACAGGAGGUGAAGCACGGCCUCGCGUCCAGCGAUUGCGUCCCUAGGAACUUCGUUUCGUAUAAUCAGGUUUGGGUCAGGUUGGACUGCGUAGAGGAGGAGAACGGGGAGGUGCCGUCGAGUGAACAACCGGCGCAUAGCCAUAAGCCCCUGCUUCAUGACCGUCCUUAUCUCCAUGGUAACAAUUCGAUGGACUUGGCGAACCAGACUGCGCCUUAUUUGAAUGGAACGGGUUCCAGUACUGCUGCCAGGCCGGUCUCGCUGCGGAGGGCGCUGCGGAUACGGUUGUAG